This is a messenger RNA of Alligator mississippiensis (American alligator), 2984 nucleotides long. RefSeq names its product intraflagellar transport 88 (gene IFT88). Gene Ontology annotation, biological process: kidney development; inner ear receptor cell stereocilium organization; intraciliary transport. The record is from RefSeq and is a predicted model, not a curated record. Gene Ontology annotation, cellular component: ciliary basal body; non-motile cilium; ciliary base. NCBI's taxonomy places the organism in Eukaryota, Metazoa, Chordata, Crocodylia, Alligatoridae. The transcript has 28 exons. Bases 292 to 2820 code for a protein of 842 amino acids. Gene Ontology annotation, molecular function: kinesin binding.
GUUCAAAGGAGCCAUUUUGGCAGAUGCGUACUAUGCAUUGAAGAAAUCAUGCUGAAUAUCAAGCAGCAAGAUCUUAAAAUUGGAGAAAAUAUGCUCCCAAAACUGAAAGACUCCUGGUAAACAAGACAGAGAAGAUAAUUCUACAGUGAUCAAUUUCUUCAAGAAUGGAAGAAACCUUGCCAACACACUAUUUGCUUGUGACAGAAAACAGAGACUACAGAGUGCCAAGCACCCCUUUUUCCAUGUUUCAAUGCACAGCUGUUAGCAUCUGACCCAACCUGAUAGUAAAAAAUGAUGCGAGAUGUGCACCUGGCACCUGAGACAGAUGAAGAUGAUCUUUAUUCUGGUUACAAUGACUAUAACCCCACCUUUGACACAGAGGAUUUAGAAAAUGAUGCCGCUUUUCAGCAGGCUCUGAGAACCAGUCAUGGUAGGAGACCCCCAGUAACAGCCAAAAUUCCAGGUACAUCAGCUUCCCGACCUUUAGCUACCGGAUUUGGGUCAAAGACAAUGUUAUCAUCAAUGGGAAGACCUAUGACAGGAGCUAUACAGGAUGGAGUUGCCCGACCUAUGACAGCAGUUCAUGCAGCUGGUUAUACUAAAGGAGCGAUGAGAGGUUCUGCAUUUGAUCCCCUUGGUCAAGGAAGAGGUCCUGCUCCCCCUUUAGAAAUGAAAAAUGAAGACAGCCCAGAAGAAAAGAUGAAACAGUUAGAAAAAAAAGUAAAUGAGUUGGUUGAAGAAAGCUGCAUUGCCAAUAGCUGUGGAGACUUGAAAUUGGCCCUGGAAAAGGCAAAAGAAGCUGGAAGAAAGGAAAGAGUGCUGGUUAGACAACGUGAACAAAUUGUGUCUGCAGAAAACAUCAACUUAGACCUCACUUAUUCGGUUCUUUUCAACUUGGCCAGCCAGUAUGCAGCUAACGAAAUGUAUGCUGAAGCAUUAAAUACAUAUCAAGUCAUAGUGAAAAAUAAGAUGUUCAGCAAUGGAGGCAGAUUGAAGGUGAAUAUGGGAAACAUUUAUUUAAAACAGCGAAAUUAUUCAAAAGCUAUCAAAUUCUAUCGUAUGGCUCUAGAUCAAAUUCCAGGUGUCCAUGUAGAGAUGAGGAUUAAAAUAAUGCAUAAUAUUGGAGUUGCGUUUAUUAAAACUGGCCAGUACACUGAUGCAAUUAAUUCAUUUGGGCACAUAAUGGGCACAUCCCCAAAUCUGAAAGCAGGCUUCAACUUGAUCCUUUGUUGUUUUGCUGUUGGAGACCGUGACCAAAUGAAAAGAGCCUUCCAAAUGCUGAUUGCUGUUCCAUUGGAAAUAGAUUAUGAAGACAAAUACAUUUCACCAAAUGAUGAUCCUCAUACUAAUUUAUUGAUUGAAGCCAUUAAAAAAGACAGUUUAAGAGAAAUGGAACAUGAAAGGAAAGCCAUGGCUGAGAAAUACAUAAUGACAGCUGCUAAAUUGAUUGCACCAGCAAUUGAAACUUCCUUUGCUGUAGGCUAUGACUGGUGUGUUGAAGUAGUAAAAGCUUCCCACUAUGUAGAGUUAGCCAAUGAUCUUGAAAUAAAUAAAGCAAUUACGUAUUUGAGGCAAAAGGACUUCAACCAGCGAAAGAUGCCAAAGAAGAAGUCACACAAACCAAGGAAUGGCAUUUUGAUUUAUAUAGCUGAAAGCUCACUGAGGGCUGUGGAAACCUUAAAAAUGUUUGAAAAAAAGGAUAGCAGAGUGAAAAGUGCAGCUGCCACAAAUCUUGCAUUCCUUUAUUAUUUGGAGAAUGAAUUGACACAAGCAACUAACUAUGCAGAUUUAGCUGUGAAUUCUGAUAGAUACAAUCCAUCAGCUCUUACUAAUAAAGGAAAUACUGUUUUUGCAAGUGGAGACUAUGAAAAAGCAGCUGAGUUCUAUAAGGAAGCUCUAAGAAAUGAUUCCUCAUGCACCGAAGCACUUUACAAUCUUGGUCUAACCUAUAAGAAGUUAAAUAGAAUAGAUGAAGCUUUGGAUUGUUUUCUGAAACUUCAUGCAAUCCUUCGAAACAGUGCCCAAGUUCUCUACCAAAUAGCAAGCAUAUACGAAAUAAUGGAGGAUCCCAACCAAGCCAUAGAGUGGCUCAUGCAGCUGAUCAGCGUAGUUCCAACUGAUUCACAUGUGCUGUCAAAACUAGGGGAGCUAUAUGAUAAUGAAGGUGAUAAAUCCCAAGCUUUUCAGUACUAUUUUGAGUCAUAUCGGUAUUUCCCUUCGAACAUUGAGGUCAUUGAAUGGCUUGGGGCCUAUUACAUUGACACCCAGUUUUGUGAAAAAGCCAUUCAGUACUUUGAAAGAGCUGCGCUUAUUCAACCAACUCAAGUGAAAUGGCAGUUGAUGGUUGCUAGUUGCUAUAGAAGAAGUGGUAACUACCAAAAAGCUCUUGAUACAUACAAGGAGAUUCACAGAAAAUUUCCAGAAAAUGUUGAAUGUCUGCGAUUCUUAGUUCGUCUGUGCACAGAUAUGGGGCUGAAAGAAGUUCAAGAAUUUGUGACAAAGCUCAAGAGGGUGGAAAAGCUAAAAGAAAUGAGGGAACAGCGUGUUAAAUCCGGCAGAGAUGGCAGUGCACGUGGCCGGAGAGAAGGAAGUGCUGGUGGGGAUACUGGCAGCACCAAAGGGGAGCGACUAAGUGUCAAACUAAGAUCUUUGUCUGGAGCAAAUGAGCCCUAUGAAAGCAGCAGCAAUAAAGAAAUAGAUGCCUCAUACAUAGAUCCACUUGGUCCACAGGCAGAGAGACCAAAGACUGCAGUCAGAAAAAAAACUGAAGAUGAUGAUUUUGCUGAUGAAGAGUUAGGAGAAGAUUUGCUUCCAGAAUAAUGGGCUGUACCUUCUAACAUUUCACCUUUUAAGUUUUGAAAGAAAAUAAUACUUUUGUAUUAGUUUUUAAUAAAAUAUGAAAAAUUCUGUUUUGUAUUCAUAGUGAGUUAUGUAUAAAAUGGUAGAGGUGAAAUAAACAGUUUCUAUUAUAAAAGUAAUUAAAA